Colletotrichum navitas is the source of this 1383-nucleotide messenger RNA. RefSeq names its product glycoside hydrolase superfamily. Lineage: Eukaryota; Fungi; Ascomycota; Sordariomycetes; Glomerellales; Glomerellaceae. Gene Ontology annotation, molecular function: hydrolase activity, hydrolyzing O-glycosyl compounds. Gene Ontology annotation, biological process: carbohydrate metabolic process. The record is from RefSeq and is a predicted model, not a curated record. The transcript has 3 exons. The coding region runs from base 1 to 1383 and encodes 460 amino acids.
AUGAAGCUCAACAACAUCCUUUCGGCUGUCUUCGUGGCCCUGGCCAUUGAUCAAAGCGCUGCCUUGGUCGCCCCCCGUGCAUCAUUAGGCGCUGCGACUGUUGACCUCAGCACCUCGACAGGAGAGGCUCGGUUUCUUGGGUCGGGAUUCAUAUAUGGAUUUCCUGACAACGGCACAAACACAGACAGCUCCAUUCCCGACUACUUCGCUACCGACAUCAAGUUCAAUGCUUGCCGUGCCGGCGGUGCCCAAACGCCAUGGCCAGGAUGGGCCGGUGGUGGGUACGACGGCUAUAUCGGACGUUUUAACUCUACGCUGUCCAAUUACAGAACCACUCGCAAGUAUGGAGCAGAUUUCAUUCUUCUCCCUCAUGACCUAUGGGGGUCCGAUGGGUCCUUGGGAGGAGGUGGGUUGUAUCCAGGAGAUAAUGGCGAUUGGUCUCAGAUGGAGGCUUUCCUCGCGCAAGUUAUCAAGGACCUUAAAGACAACGACAUGCUUGAGGGGCUGGUCUUCGACAUUUGGAACGAGCCAGAUAUUGAUACCUUCUGGGCACGCUCUUGGGAUCAGUACCUAGAGUACUACGUUCGAGCUCACAGAAUCAUAAGAGCCAAACUUCCUGACACCCUGAUUAGCGGACCAUCCAGUGCAAACGUACCUGAUCUUCAGAGUCCUACCUGGACUUCUUGGCUGGCCGCCAUAUCAGCAAACGAUACAAUUCCCGACAUAUACUCUUGGCACCAGAUUGGAGACACGGGACGUGAGCUCGACAGGGUCAUUCCUGAUUUCAAUACACUUCUCAGCCAACACAACCUUCCACAGAGAGCUAUAGACAUAAACGAGUAUGCAGCGCACGAAAGGCAGAACCCUGCCAACUCAGCCUUCUAUCUGGCUCAGCUUGAACGCCACAACCUACGCGGCUUGAGGGCCAACUGGGGCAGUGGAGCGGGUCUACAUGAUUUAAUGGCCGACCUUGUUUUCAAAGAUACCGACGGUAGCUAUAAACCCAACGGCGAUUGGCAGACGUACAAGUACUACGCCGGGAUGACAGGCGAUCGUGUUGCCACGAAUGCAUCGCCGGACCUCAAAUUCGAUGUCUUCGGGACCAUUUCUGGGAACAACGUCAAAGUUCUUGCAGGAACUCAGUCCCUCCAGGCCCCGUAUGAAAUCAGCGUCUCGGGUUUGGGUCGUAUUGGACUGCCUGCCGAUGGGAGUGUUUUAAUUCGCACUCUUCGUUUCGACUUUGAUGGCCGCUCAGGCUUGAUCGAAGGCCCUGUUGAUCUUGGCACGGCUGAGUACACAUACACGUCUGAUACGCUCAAUAUUCUCGUUGAAACUCCGACGAACUCAACUGCAUUUGCUUUCGAAUUCUCUGGCGGCCAGUGA